CAGGGUAGUUGGAAAUUUUACAUCUUACAUGAACAUCGAUGUAUCGAAUUCCAUAAAUAUUGGAAAAAACAUUGAUAGUUCAAUUAUCGAUGUAUAUCGCGCAUCCCUAGAUUCCCUAGAUACAAGUCUUACAAACAAUUAUUUUUAUAUUUUAAAUAUUGCAUCAAUAUCAAUGUUAAAUAAAAUAUCUAACUCGUCUAUGAACCUCAAACAAUUUUUAGUCCGACAGCAAGUAAUAACACUUUAUCGAAAUAUCUUGAGGACAAUCAAAAAAAUACCGACGAAAGAGGAUCAAAGUUAUUUUUUGGAGUGGGCUAGAUCUGAAUUUAAAGCCAAUAAAAAUAUAACUGAUGAGUUUGCGAUAAAGUCUUUAAUAAUUCAUGGGGAAAAUUCAAUGAAAGAACUGGAGAAAAAUUUAAAUUAUUCAAAGUAAAUAAUAAUUGUAUAGAAUGUAUAUAUUUUGUACAUUAAAAAAGCAAUUAAUAUGACUCAGUA
Molecule: messenger RNA, 495 nt
Organism: Microplitis mediator
Lineage: Eukaryota; Metazoa; Arthropoda; Insecta; Hymenoptera; Braconidae
Product: LYR motif-containing protein 2
Exons: 3
Coding region: 29-433 (134 amino acids)
Cellular component (GO): mitochondrion
Source: RefSeq, a predicted model, not a curated record